This is a messenger RNA of Pomacea canaliculata, 4676 nucleotides long. RefSeq names its product lysosomal amino acid transporter 1 homolog. Lineage: Eukaryota; Metazoa; Mollusca; Gastropoda; Architaenioglossa; Ampullariidae. Bases 114 to 1154 code for a protein of 346 amino acids. The record is from RefSeq and is a predicted model, not a curated record. The transcript is spliced from 8 exons.
UCAAACUAGCAGAAACUAGUGUGUGAGUGAAAACUUUUAUAAAGCAGUGUAUUUUGUGUCAAAGACACAAAGUUUCAGCGACUAACUAUCGCUGAUCGACACAUAACCAAACUAUGAUGACAGCUAUUUACUCAUUUAUUAAAACGCUUAUAGCAACCAAAAUGCCAGCACCUUUAGGCUUGACGUAUCAUCAGCUUUAUCAGAACAAUUUUGAAGAGCAGCAGAACUGUUCCAACUCCGCAAACUGCACAGAUGGAGUACACUGGAUCUGGGUUGUCAUGAAUGAUUGUGUGUGUGACACAAGAGGAGUUGUAUCAACAUUAUUUGGUAUAGCAUCUGUUUUUAUAUGGAUGAUGGUCGGCAUUCCCCAGAUGAUUCAAAACUGUCGACAUAUCCAGGGUAUGAGGGGCAUCUCUGUAUUUCUGCUGGCCCAGUGGAUGUUGGGAGAUACUACUAAUUUAAUUGGUUGUAUUCUAACAAAGCAACUUAAAGUUCAGAUCUAUGUGGCGAUCUACUAUGUAUCUGCUGAUUGUGUUCUCUUGAUACAGUAUGGUGCAUACUUGAUUCAUCUUUACCGCAAGAAAAACAAACCCAAACAGGUCUUGUCUCAAGUGGUGCUGUGUCUAAGUUCUCUCCUGCUGUUAUCUACCUACUUGCUGUCAUUCCUUCUACCUGAUGCACACCAGCUUUACAACGCCAAGCCAGCUUCCUUCAACAGACCACCAGCAAGAACACUAUUGUAUGCAGUUGACCAACGACCACCCUUCUUUUAUGAUCAGGUUGACAUCAUUGGCUAUGUGGUUGGCAUUGUGUCUUCUCUCUUUUACAUUGGUUCCAGGCUGUCCCAGAUUGUUAAGAAUUACCGGCUGCAGUCAACAGCAGGGCUGUCAGUAUUCAUGUUUAUUCUGGCGGUGCUUGGCAAUUUGACAUACGGUGUUGCCAUCCUGGUGCGUUCACUGGAAGAAGUCUAUUUGGUUCGUCAUCUGCCUUGGAUUUUUGGUAGUCUUGGUGUCAUUGCUCUUGACCUGACUCUGUUAACACAGUUUUACAGGUACCGAAACAUUGUGUUUGACAUUCUUGCAAAAGCUCCAUUGAUUCAAGUGCCAGACACAGACUGUGAGGAAAGCUAUGGCAACCCCAUUCAUGUAACGUGAUACUGCUGGCAGAGUUCCUAAGUUGGACAUGCCGUUGUAUCUUUACAUAUAUGCUUAUGUAUCCACCUCAUCCAGAUUUCUUGUGGUUGUUGUUUAAAUGGGUUUGAUUAUAAAACCACCUUUACAUCUGCAUUCCAACCAAAGUUAGUUUUUAGUGUAUACAGUUGCCUUUUUCCCCUUUGUUGCUAUUUAAUAUGUAUUCUUGAUAUGUUUCUGCAGGGUUACCAUUCAGGCAUACACACAUAAAUUUUUAUCAUCCAUCUUAAUUACUUUCAUAAGACAGUUGAUUGUUACUUGUACAUUUGAAAUAAUGACUUGAAUUUAGGUACCAGGGAAUUUCUUUGUUUCUAAUGAAAACUAUCCUUAGAGAAUCCAAUGUACAUAUGAGUGACUUUAAGUGCAGCACGGAAGAUUUGAAGAGAGUGUGACAGAGAGCAUAGGGGAGUGCAUGGUAAUGGAACAAAAGUGCUGAUGAAGUAGAGCAUGCACAUUUGUUUAUAUAAAACUCAAAUGGUUUCAUAUUGCACUUUUUUAUAUAAAAAGCUAAAUUUAAAACAAAUGGUUUCACAUAAAUUAUCAGCUAAAAGGUAAAAAUAAUUUGUAUUUGCAAUUGUCUGUAAUUAUAAAUCUAUCAACAGUUUUACUUUACUAACAAGGAAUCUGCAACCUGAAAAGUCGUUUUUGAAGUAGAGGGGCUGAAUCUGCUGAUACUCAUUUCUUUAUUACAAGCAAUGUUUUUACUAUAAUAACUUCUUUAUCUGAGUGCAAUAGACAAUAGCUGUGUCACGACUAGUCACCCUCUUUUAUUUCAGGUCCUAUUUCCAUUUCUUUUUCUUUUAUUUUGACAGUCAUUCUCACAUCCUUAUACUUGUAUAAAAUAUGUAUUUUUCAUUAUUUCUGUAUAAUCUUGUUCUCUUCUUUUUCACUGCCUCUUAUUUCUUACAUACUUUUAUUAUUUAUGUCACACACAUAGGCAUUACUUUUGCAAAACACACAGAGAGAUAUCUGUCACAAAAUAAUUUCUCCAGAAUCUUUCAGAACCUUACCAUUAUCCUUCAUCAAUUCAACAUAGAAAGAGUGCCUUUUCUUUUCUUUUUUUUUUUCACCAAUACAUAGUCUUUCCACUUGUUCUUCACACAAACCCUUAUAUCAGGAUUCAUGGUUCACUUGCCUUUGUGCCUUUGCAUGCUUAUUUUAUUCUGUGUGUAUUUUUAACCUGUUGACCCAUACUUUCGUGUUCUCCUUGAAGUGUUUUUUUUUUUAAUCCAUUUUCAAGAAAAGUGUGAUCCCUUGAUUUUCUUGUCUUUUCGUCAUGGGUCAAAAAGAAUUGCACGUUUCCUGUUAACCUUCUUAGCAUUGCAUAUAAGUAUCUACAAAGACAAUGGCUAAUAAUUGAAGACCGUGAAGACAACAGUGGAUGAUGUUUGUUUUUAUCAUUGCUGCUCUCAAGUAAAUAUUAGACCAUUUUUGGAAAAGAGAAAGCUUGAACUUUGCAAUAAAAGUAAUGAAAAUUGGCAAAGCAGAGAUCGAGGCUUAUCAUGCUAUAAGGGUUAAGGAGCAAUGAGAAUUUUAUUCCUUUACUCACUCAAAAUUCUAGUCAGUUUUGACUUCUCUUGUUUAACAUACUGGUGUGAUGUUUGAUUACCUAAGAAUUUUGCAUAACAUUUUAUGAACCGUUAAAUGAAUGUUAAAUCUUAAUUACUCUAACUGUUAAUGUAAAAACGUGAUCACUCUAAUCUAGAUAUAGACUGGAUAGAGAAAAUCAGUACUAUAAUAUGUGCUCAAUAUUUAAUAGGCAUUUUUUUUUUAUCAAUUACGAUAAUUAUCCUCCUGACAGAUUCUCCAUUAUGAGCUUAUUUAUGCUAAAUAAGUUCUAAAGUUAGAGCAAACAGUACUGCAGUUUGUAAACAUUGCACUACAAUAAGAUUACAAGAAAUGAUUUUAACAUGUUUAUUUGUGCACAUUUUGCCUAUAUCGAUAUAGCAGCUUACUGAUUUUUAUUUUCUUUGAACUGUAAAAAUAUUUUUGCAGAUAUUCUGAACAAAAUUGAGUUCAGAUCUGGUAUCUUAUGUUUAGAGAGGCCUCGUGAGGAAAAAUCUGAAAAUAAUGAGAUGGAUUGCUGUUUGAUGACAAGUACAUUGGGUGCAUCUAUUUUUGGUUUUGUUUUUUGUUUUGUUUUUUUCGUUAACAUUAAAUCAUUGUCUUUAUAGUUUGUUUUUCAGUUGCUCCAAUGGAGUCAUUUUGCUCCUCCCAGGUUUGGCAGAACUAAUUUGAUUUUUCGUUUUCAUGUUCAGGACAUGUCUAUGAGUGUACUAUUUUAUUGCCAUGAUCUUUUAUUUUCCAACAGCUGUACAAUUUUGCCAAAUUGUCUGUUUUUGAAUCUCUGUCAGGAAAAAAAUGAUUACUGAGAGUUUAUCUUUUUUUUUUUUUUUAAUUUUAAAUUUCUUGCGGCGAAACUCAGUGUGCUUUUAUUUGGAGGGAAUGAUUUUUCGCUUUCAUGUUCAGGACAUGUCUAUGAGUGUACUAUUUUAUUGCCAUGAUCUUUUAUUUUCCAACAGCUGUACAAUUUUGCCAAAUUGUCUGUUUUUGAAUCUCUGUCAGGAAAAAAAAUGAUUACUGAGAGUUUAUCCUUUUUUUUUAAUUUUAAAUAUCUUGCGGCAAAACUCAGUGUGCUUUUAUUUGGAGGGAAUGGUUGAGUGACGCGAGCCGUUUUCCAGCGGGAGCAAACCACCUUGCGGUGUAGUGAUCCCGGAGGUUUCGAUUCGCUACAGAAUGGUACUACUACUCACGUACUCAGAACUAAAGUUUUACUGCUUUUCACAGCAGGACCAGCCGCCUUUCGGUAAACAGGUGCAAGCGCUGACUUUUGCUUGCUAUUUAUACGGGACAGUUUUGCCUGCUAUUUAUACGGGACAGUUUGGGUGCUGCGUCACCUGCUGUUGUCCGUCUCGCGCGACCAAGCGUGGGGUGGAAGGGGAUGUGGGUUGUGGGGAACAAGCACUGUCGGUGGUACACGCUGCCCUAAACAAGCCCUCCCACUACAACUGUUUCACUCCUUUCCCCCCGAAGGCUUUUAUCGUCAGAGCUAAAUCGCCUCGAGCAAAGCGGAGAGUCGGCCUAAGUACGACUAAGACCACUUGACACCACUACCCUCAAAUAACAGAAAGGCCGCCAUCUGUCGGGAGUUUAUCUCUGCUCCCUGGUUUGGCCCUUGGUUCUUUUUAGGCGCAGUGACCUCUCAGCAACUUGUCUACUUACAUGACCAAUGGACAGGCGGCAGGCAUGUGAAGACUACAUAAGUGGUCAAUCAGCCACCUGUAACUGUCAUGGUGUCUGCGCGCGUUUAAUUGUUUGUGCCGACAUCAUCACCAAAUGUUGGUCUUAGUUUAAUCAAGGCAUUUCCUCAACAUUACUUCACUUGCGUUGUAGCAAAAAUUAGGGUAGAUUUUGAUUACUUUCGAAAGAAAGAUAAGAGAUAUAGAGAAAGACAAAAAAGCAAUAAAAAUAAAGUUUGAAAAUUCA